GUUCUCGCUUAGGUAAUACUAGUAUCGACCCGAAGACGCUGAUUGUGUGGGGAGAUGUUUGGCUGACAGGGGUUCGAUUGCCCAGUCAAAUCAUGUCAACAAACCAGCAAUUUAAGGUUGCAAAACCCACAAUAUACCCCUGGACGACGGCAAAGGUUGCAGGCGUCUCGCGUCCUGGGUGCCACUUUUUUCUUGCGUCUCUCGUUCCAUUUCCUCUUCUUGCCACCGCCAAAGUUGCAAGAUCUUCUGGCCUCGUUUAUUGCGCGAAUACUAGUAUACACGAACACUAGUAUCGUGCCAGAAGGGCCCUGCGUGUACGCAAGUGGCCCCUAAUAAUUCCCGGAAAAUUACUGCAUAUCGAAAAGUAUAAAGAUCGCGCCCUCACGGCGCCCCGACAACUGGAUCACGAUGUCUGGGAGAUAUUCUUUACGGCAGACGCCUAGGAAAAAGGAGCUUUUUGACGGCAUGGUAGAGACUCCUGCCCGCCGAAACAUCCGUCGCAAGAACCAGUUCCCAACCGAAUCCGACGCCGAGUCCACUUCCGCUUCCGAAGCCAUGGAGAGCAAGUCCCUGCGCCGGCGCGGCACCGGCAAGUUCACAGAGCACAUUGAGGAGCCAACGCCCCCACAAUCCGGCGACGAGAGCGAUGCGAAGCCACUACUCAAUGGCGCAUCCGCAACGGCCAAUGGCACAUCCCUUAAGGCCAAUGGCGCAUCCCCGAAGGCCAACGGCAAGGAAUCCAAGACCGGCGGCACCGAGGAGAAGUUGGUCGACGGCUGGCGGCCCGGCCUGGACCCCAAGGUCGACUACUCGGGCGAGUACGAAUUCGGCGGCCCGUGGUUCGUCUCGAUCAUGAUGCUCGGCUUCCCCGUCCUAAUGUGGUACAUGUGGAUCGGUGCGACCUACUACGACGGCCUCUUCCCCACGCCCGCGCCGGGCCAGAGCUGGGGCGACUUCGGCAAGCACCUCGUCAACCUGGUAUACACGGGUGCCUUCCCGCACGCCAAGGCGUGGUUGAUCUACUGGGUCUUCUUCGUCGUCGAGGGUGCCAUGUAUUGUCUGAUGCCCGGCGUCUGGGCCUACGGCAAGCCGCUGGCCCACGAGGGCGGCAAGCAGCUCAAGUACUACUGCUCCGCCUACACGUCGUUCUACACCACCAUCGCCCUGGUGGCCGCCCUGCACUUCUCGGGCGUCUUCCCGCUGUACACCGUCCUGGACGAGUUUGGCCCGCUGCUCAGCGUCUCGAUCCUCUCGGGCUGGCUGGUCGCCAUCGUCGCCUACGUCUCGGCCCUCGCGCGCGGCGCCCAGCACCGCAUGUCGGGCAACCACGUCUACGACUUUUUCAUGGGCGCCGAGCUGAACCCGCGCAUGUUCGGCAUCCUCGACUUCAAGAUGUUCUUCGAGGUGCGCAUGCCGUGGUACAUCCUGUUCCUCAUCUCGUGCGCCGCGGCCGCCCGGCAGUGGGACCAGUACGGCUACGUGUCGGGCGAGGUCGGCUUCCUGGUACUGGCGCACUUCCUCUACGCCAACGCCACCUCCAAGGGCGAGGAGCUCAUCGUCACCACCUGGGACAUGUACUACGAGAAGUGGGGCUUCAUGCUCAUCUUCUGGAACCUGUCGGGCGUGCCGCUGUCCUACUGCCACUGCACCAUCUACCUCGCCAACCACCACCCGGACGAGUACCGCUGGAACCGCGUCGCGCUGGUCGCCCUCUACGCCAGCUACCUCUUCGUCUACUGGGUCUGGGACAGCUGCAACAGCCAGAAGAACCGCUUCCGCGCCAUGGAGCGCGGCACGCUCAUCUACCGCAACACCUUCCCGCAGCUGCCCUGGCAGACGCUGCACAACCCCAAAACCAUCGAGACCGGGCUGGGCGACAAGAUCCUGGCGGACGGGUGGUACGGACUCGCCCGCAAGGUGCACUACACCUGCGACGUCUACUUCGCCACCACCUGGGGCCUAAUCACGGGCUUCCAGAGCCCGUUUCCCUGGUUCUACCCGGUCUUCUUCGUCGUCAUGAUCGCCCACCGCGCCUGGCGCGACGUCAGCCGCUGCCGCGAGAAGUACGGCGACGCGUGGCGCGAGUAUGAGCGACAGGUGCCAUACCUGUUUAUCCCAUACAUCCUCUGAACGUCCCCGCUCUCUCUAAGAAAACAGUUGUGUGGGACUGUGGCACAGUAUUGCGCCAGUUCAGAUAAACAUGUUGGAUUGGAGAAAGAGUAUAGAAACCGAAUGGGGGGGUGUGUGUGUGUGUGUUGAAUGUGUGUGAAUGUGUCUCAGAGUUGAUGUGUCCAAGAGCUGGAUGGGUUGGGCCGGAAAGAUGAUAGUCAAAACCUGGAGCAUAAAAGGUGAAAGUGAUAUACCUGGGGGCUAUGCUUGUAUAAGCCGAUGAGGGAGUGGAGCGAAACAGCGAAGGCGUGUGUGUGCCUGCUACUUGCUUUUGUAUCGCUAGGACUACUACCUGACAGUACCGUUGUACUGUAUCCGUACUCAGAUGCGGACUAAUGUUAAUGUUUCAUGACAAAGGUAAA
This is a messenger RNA of Chaetomium strumarium, 2531 nucleotides long. Its product is annotated as Delta(24(24(1)))-sterol reductase like protein. The transcript is spliced from 2 exons. The record is from RefSeq and is a predicted model, not a curated record. Gene Ontology annotation, biological process: ergosterol biosynthetic process. Bases 409 to 2130 code for a protein of 573 amino acids. Lineage: Eukaryota; Fungi; Ascomycota; Sordariomycetes; Sordariales; Chaetomiaceae. Gene Ontology annotation, molecular function: Delta24(24-1) sterol reductase activity. Gene Ontology annotation, cellular component: endoplasmic reticulum membrane.